Messenger RNA from Caenorhabditis angaria, 1767 nucleotides. NCBI's taxonomy places the organism in Eukaryota, Metazoa, Nematoda, Chromadorea, Rhabditida, Rhabditidae. The record is from the annotation of a GenBank genome assembly.
AUGGCUAAUAAUAAUGAUCGGAGGAAUUGCGAGAGAUCGGAGACAUUCAGGAAUUAUUUGACAGCUAAUCCCGAGUUCAAAAAUCGACGUCCGGAUAUUUUGGAAGAGAUGGCCACGUAUUUCGAGAAGGAGGAGGUGAGCUUGCGAAGCACGGCGUUUUUGGCGCCAAAAAUUCAAUCUACCGCCUCAGAAGCCACGUGAAUUGCUAUGACGUUUACCAUAUCAUGACAAUCCACGUGGCCGCUAAAGCGGAAGAUAGUCUACACUCGCGCUUCCGCGCUCGAGACAUUGCUCAGGUUAACAUCGAGCGGAGCGAGUGUAGACCGCAAGCUUCCGCGUCAGCGGCCACGUGGAUUACUAUGACGUUUACCAUAUCAUAGAAAUCCACGUGUCCGCUAAAGCGGAAGACAGUGCCGCUGACGCGGAAGCUUGCGGUUCACACUCGCGCAGAGCGCUCGGGUCGAGCGGAGCGAGUGUAGAUCGCAAGCUUCCGCGUCAGCGGCCACGUGGAUUACUAUGACGUUUACCAUAUCAUUACAAUCCACGUGGCCGCUAAAGCGGAAGACAGUGCCGCUGACGCGGAAGCUUGCGGUCUACACUCGCACUUCCGCGCUCGAGACAUUGCUCAGGUUAACAUCGAGCGGAGCGAGUGUAGACCGCAAGCUUCCGCGUCAGCGGGCCACGUGGAUUACUAUGACGUUUACCAUAUCAUAGAAAUCCACGUGUCCGCUAAAGCGGAAGACAGUGCCGCUGACGCGGAAGCUUGCGGUUCACACUCGCGCAGAGCGCUCGGGUCGAGCGGAGCGAGUGUAGAUCGCAAGCUUCCGCGUCAGCGGCCACGUGGAUUACUAUGACGUUUACCAUAUCAUUACAAUCCACGUGGCCGCUAAAGCGGAAGACAGUGCCGCUGACGCGGAAGCUUGCGGUCUACACUCGCACUUCCGCGCUCGAGACAUUGCUCAGGUUAACAUCGAGCGGAGCGAGUGUAGACCGCAAGCUUCCGCGUCAGCGGCCACGUGGAUUACUAUGACGUUUACCAUAUCAUAGAAAUCCACGUGUCCGCUAAAGCGGAAGACAGUGCCGCUGACGCGGAAGCUUGCGGUUCACACUCGCGCAGAGCGCUCGGGUCGAGCGGAGCGAGUGUAGAUCGCAAGCUUCCGCGUCAGCGGCCACGUGGAUUACUAUGACGUUUACCAUAUCAUAGUAAUCCACGUGGCCGCUAACGCGGAAGCUUGCGGUCUACACUCGCGCUUCCGCGCUCGAGACAUUGCUCAGGUUAACAUCGAGCGGAGCUAGUGUAGAUCGCAAGCCAUAUCAUAGUAAUCCACGUGUCCGCUAAAGCGGAAGACAGUGCCGCUGACGCGGAAGCUUGCGGUCUACACUCGCGCUUCCGCGCUCGUGAUUUUUCUACUAAUAAUUCCACGUCAUAGCAUUCCACGUGGAAUCCCAAUAAAUAGAUUUUUGCAGCUCUUAUUUUGCUGCUACGAAUCUGAAUGCCUUCAAGAAUGUGGCUAUGACCUGGAAUCGUUGUUCGAAAACGAUAUGGCAAAAAACAUUCAAACCGACGCCGCAAAACUUCUCACCAAAUACAACAUGGCCUUCUUCAAAAACGUGGCACCUCUCGAAUUCUUGCUAUUGUUCCACGCCGAUCCCGAUUCAGUGCUCAUUGAGUUCUGGAAAAUCCGAGCGACACAUCUCAACAAAAUCAAGAGCAGAUUGGAUGAUGGAAGAAUGGGCAAUGAGAAUCGGAAGAAGCCUUUUUUCUAG